UUCUGCCGAGGGACGUGUGAUGGGGUAAAGCCGAAGGACUUGUUCACGCCAAACAAGGCCACGAAGCUCGAAAGCAUCAUCGCGAAAAUGGCAGUAGCGCAAGAAGCUUGCCUCAACCACAUCUCCAGAGAAUCCUCGGAUAUUAGGCGCCUCGCCAACUUCUACAAAGAGAUAUUUGGGUUUGAGGAGAUUGAGAGUCCAGAUUUCGGGGAUUUCAAGGUCAUAUGGCUGAAUCUCCCUCAAGCUUUCUCUCUCCACCUAAUUGAGAGGAGCCCUACCACGAAGCUUCCAGAAGGGCCCUACAGCGCAAUCUCACCAGUUCUUGAUCCCAGCCAUCUCCCCAGAGGCCAUCAUAUCUGCUUCUCCGUUUCCAAUUUCGAUUCCUUCGUCCAAACUCUCAAGGAUAAGGGAAUUGAAACUUUUCAAAGGUCUGUUCCUGGUCGCCCAAUUAGGCAGGUCUUCUUCUUUGAUCCAGAUGGUAAUGGUUUGGAAGUUGCAAGUCGUGAUGAAUAGAGUUGAACUCUGCUUGUAAGUACAAAGUUGAUCAUGUAGCUAACUGUUAGUGGGAGAAUAAAUAAAUAAUGAUAAGAACUUGUACUAAAAUUUCCCUUAUAUGUAUAUAUAUGUAGUAGUUCCUUCAUCCUUUUUUAUCCUUUUAUGAUCAUUAUCUAAUCAAGAGUUAUGGCACUGAGUUUUUUCUUCA
Manihot esculenta (cassava) is the source of this 703-nucleotide messenger RNA. RefSeq lists its product as uncharacterized. The record is from RefSeq and is a predicted model, not a curated record. The transcript has 4 exons. NCBI's taxonomy places the organism in Eukaryota, Viridiplantae, Streptophyta, Magnoliopsida, Malpighiales, Euphorbiaceae. Bases 88 to 513 code for a protein of 141 amino acids.